Molecule: messenger RNA, 408 nt
Organism: Adineta ricciae
Lineage: Eukaryota; Metazoa; Rotifera; Eurotatoria; Adinetida; Adinetidae
Source: the annotation of a GenBank genome assembly
AUGGUCUUAGCUCGUAAAGCACAAGAAGAACAAAAUGCAGCAGCUGAUCCAUUUACACGACGUCGUUGUGCACCCACACUUGUCACCAAAACUCCGCAAUUGAGUAAUAAAGAAGAAUUGAUACGUGGAUUACAUCAAGAACGAAAAGCGGCUGAAGCAGCAGCAGUAGCAGCAGCGAAGAAAAAACUCGAUGAACAACAACGUUUGCUGUCUAACACAAACAAAUUUACAACUACUACAACAAUAACUAAACAAGAACCAACCGAUAAAAUGCAUUCGGAAAGAAGUUAUUCGUCAAUGACAACAACCGAACGUGGAUCAUUUACAUCGUUCUCCGAGCACAAUGAUGAAAUGUUCACAUCCCACGAUUUUGAGCUUGACUUGAAUAUCAAGCUGUUUCCUGAAUAG